AAGCAUCACCACCACCUCAGCCCGACUUGUGGAGGACAGCCUACCAGUGCAUGUAGGCACAGAGGUCGAAGACAAGGAACUCACCGCCGCAUAUUGUCGCUACACAGCAUCCAUGUAGCUCCUUUCGACUGUGUCAAAGCUUUACAAAUAGUCAAACGAAAGGAAAUUAUGAGUGUAAACAUCUGGGUGCGGCAUACUUUAGAGGAAAAGGGUUCUCUCUGGCGGAGGUCGUGCGCAUUUUUGCCUUUUGUAUUUCCUUGCUGAAUGUCGAGGACAUUUUGGAUUUUUUAAAAAUGUGUCAUUAAUUCUUGCCAUUUGAAGACCGUUUUACUCUUGUCUUCACCUUCGAUUAGUUUGUUCAAAUAAUACCUGGAGGAUAAAACACUCUUCGGUGGGAGAACAACCCGGGACGACAACGUUUAUCAACUUGAGGACGGCUUGCUGAGGAGAAUGCGCGUACUGGGCCAGCUUCGACUUGCUCUUUAAGUGGGCAAUAUUAGCUAGCUGCUAACACUAGCUAAACCUAUUUGAACUGCCGUUAAACAAAACUUUAGCGCUUGCCAAUGCUCUCUCGUGGCAAACUACUUGGACAGUAGCAUCCUGCUCAAAACCUGGACGUCAAUACAUGAGACGGGUGACUCAACGAUAUAUUUGAUAAGCAAAUUGUUGCUGUUGGAUUUAUCAUCUACCAUCCACUGGGAUCCAGGCGCUUGAGUCCUAAAUGACAAGUGCCUGAGGAUGUCCAAGCGGAGCUUGUUUGUUCGUCUGGUGCCGUGCCGCUGCUUGCGGGGUGAGGAGGAGACGGUAACAUCGCUGGACUACUCCCACUGCAGCCUGGAGACUGUUCCUAAGGAGAUCUUUAGCUUUGAGAAGACUCUGCAGGAACUCUACCUCGAUGCCAACCAGAUUGAGGAGCUGCCCAAACAACUGUUUAACUGCCAGUUACUCCACCGACUGAGCAUGCCAGAUAAUGACCUAACUGUGUUGCCAGCAGCAAUCGCAAACCUCAUCAAUCUCAGGGAGCUUGACGUCAGCAAAAACAGCAUCCAGGAGUUUCCAGAGAACAUCAAGAACUGCAAAGUCCUAGCUAUUGUGGAAGCCAGUGUUAAUCCCAUCUCAAAGCUCCCAGAAGGCUUCACCCAGCUACUGAGUCUGACGCAGCUCUACCUGAACGAUGCCUUCCUGGAGUUCUUACCAGCCAGCUUCGGCAGGUUGACUAAACUACAGAUCUUGGAACUGAGGGAAAAUCAGUUAAAGAUGUUGCCAAAAAGCAUGCAGAAGCUCACACAGCUGGAGAGGCUGGACCUGGGGAGUAAUGAGUUCACUGAAGUGCCUGAGGUGUUGGAGCAGCUGACUGGAAUCAAGGAGCUAUGGAUGGACGGGAACAGACUGACGUUUUUACCUGGGAUGCUGGGGAUGCUUAAACAGCUGGUGUACCUGGAUGUGUCUAAGAACAACUUGGAGAUGGUAGAUGAGCAGAUUGCAGGCUGUGAGAGUCUACAGGACCUGCUGAUCUCCAAUAAUGCCCUCACACAGCUACCAGGCUCUAUUGGCUCAUUGAAGAAACUGACGGCGCUGAAAGUGGAUGAGAACCAGCUGAUGUACUUGCCAGACUCCAUCGGAGGGCUGACGUCUCUAGAUGAGCUGGACUGCAGCUUCAAUGAGAUCGAAGCCUUGCCCUCCACCAUCGGUCAGUGUGUCAACAUCCGCACCUUUGCUGCAGAUCACAACUUCCUCACCCAGCUUCCCCCUGAGAUGGGAAACUGGAAGAAUGCAACAGUGCUGUUUCUACAUUCCAACAAGCUGGAGACAUUGCCUGAGGAGAUGGGUGACAUGCAGAAGCUUAAAGUCAUUAAUCUCAGCAACAACAAGUUGAAAAACCUUCCCUACAGUUUCACUAAACUGAACCAGAUGACUGCUAUGUGGCUGUCUGAAAACCAGUCAAAGCCCCUGAUCCCGCUUCAGAAAGAGGAGGAUCCAGAGACGCACAAAACUGUGUUAACCAACUACAUGUUCCCCCAGCAGACCAGGACGGAGGACUACAUUCCAAACUCUGACUCUGAGAGUUUCAAUCCAGCUCUCUGGGAGGAGCAACGCAAGCACCGAGCUCAGGUGGCCUUCGAAUGUGACGAGGACAAGGAUGAAAGAGAAACACCCCCAAGGGAGGGAAACCUGAAACGCUACCCUACACCGUACCCAGACGAGCUCAAGAACAUGGUGAAGACAGCCCAGUCAGUGGCCCACAGGCUGAAGGAGGAUGAGUCAAGUGACGAAUCAGGGAAAGACAAACCAGUGGAGAGGAAUCAUAUCGGAGUGCAGGAUGUGGGAGUUAAGGUGAUUGAGGCCCCAUGUCCCAACGGCAUGACACCAGAGAUGGAACCCCAAGUCUCUGCUCAUACAUUCAUACAAAACCCUUCCACACCUGAAUCAAAAGAUACUUCAGAGUCUUUGAGCUCCCAGAGAGUCCCACUUAAAUCUUCAGAGACCUCUAUGAUGAACCAUGAAGAUACUCUUGAGGACUCGGAGGAACUAUCGGAUGAAGAAGAGGAGAUGAAGAUUGCAGAAAUGAGGCCCCCACUUAUUGAAAUCUCUAUCAACCAGCCUAAAGUAGUGACGUUAAGUAAGGACAAAAAAGAUGAUGGGAAAGACGCCGACUCUUUGUUGGAUGACACAGUGGCCAACAGCAACCAGAACAACAGUAACUGCUCAUCACCUUCACGCAUGUCGGACUCAGUGUCUCUGACCACAGACAGCAGUCAGGACAAUUCUUUGUGCACCCCAGAAAGAGAAGCAAAGAUGUCCUUCCUCUCAAAAAGCCAGCAAGAGGACGAGAAUAUGAACCCACCCAAGGACACCACCCCUCUCCUCCAUAAUGGUAAUGGCUCAGAAACAUCUUUGCAGGCCCUUUUAAAAACCCAGCAAACACAGCCAGAGAAAGUGGGUGACUACGAUCUGUCCAUGGAAGCCAGGCUGGCCUUCAUUGAGAAGGGGAUUAAUAACGGCAUGGGAGACACUUACACCAAGUGGGACCAGAUCAAUAUGAAUGUUUCCAAGCUGCCAACGGAUAACAUGGUUCAGCUGGAUGAGCUGGAUAAAACUAAGAAUGGCCCCAUAGUGCAGGACGAUUUAGAUGGCAAGCAGGGUUUUAAAAAUGACAACAUGGACCAUUUACAGAAUGGAAACCAGCAGGUUGGUGACUGUUUUAAUAGUCUGGGGAACAAGAGCUUAGCAACGAGAGUCGAGACAUCUGCUGUGCAUGUGGCAUCGACGGGUGUGACAGCCAGCAGUGACAUGUCUCUGUCUCGCAGCACAGAGGAGCUGUCUCCAGAGAAAAGGUGCCAUCCCCCACAGGUGAUGAAGUCUCACAGCAUCAGUAACAUAGAAACAGGCGGCAUGAAGCUGUACUCGUUUGAUGUGGAUGGCGACGCCUAUGACACGGCGGCCGUCAGUAGGAUGGCAGGGGCUGGUCCGGGGCCAGGGACCCAGGGCCAAAGUAUAGUCCGGAGCAAGUCAGCUUCAUUACUCAAUGACCAGACUCUCCAGGUCUACCCCAGCUCUUCUGCUUCUUCUUCAGAUCUGCUGUCCUCUUCUAAGCCUCCUGCCAGCACCAGCAGAUACCCAAUCUCUUCCAGCAUGGCCAUGGGCAUCCCUCCCCCUCAGUACAACAUUCAGUACACAAACAGUGCCAUGCCAAAAGAUGGGCUCUGGACCCAGAGGACGCCCAUGCCUCCAGACCAUCAGGGCUACCUCCCUCCUCCUCCGCACUCAUUAGCCAACACCAACUAUUCCAAUCGUAAUCAGGCACCUCCCUACCCCCAGCAGAGGGGUCCUCCCAUAGGUCCUAAACUUCAUCCUACUGGCGGCCAACCGAGGAGCAGCACCCUACAGAGGCAAAGCAGCAGCGCCUCCACUGUCUCCAUGGGUGACCCAAGGCGCAUGCAGGUGCCUGAUGGGGAAUACAUGACAUACAGGGACAUUCACACACUUGCCAGGGGCCCACUGGCAAUGAGCCAGGCCAUGCAGAGGCCUCUGUCGGCUCGCACUUACAGCAUUGAUGUUCCUGGAGCCAGCAGACCUCAGACCACCAGGCCACAGCCCCAUGAGCUCCCAGAGCGGACCAUGUCUGUCAGCGACUUCAACUACCAGCACAGCAGCCCCAGCAAAAGGCCUAACACCAGGGUGAAGUCGGAGCAUUCGCUGCUGGACGGACCUGUUGCUGUGUCAGGAGGAGUUGGAGCAGGAAGGGUGCCAGCUGACUGGAGGGACCAGGUGAUGCGGCAUAUUGAAGCCAAGAAAAUGGAAAAGAACACGCUGUCUCGCUCCUAUAAUUCCAAUAAUGCUCCACUGAGCUGGUCUCACUACGGCAGCUGUAGGGACAUGCAUGCCAGCCAAGGCUCUCUGGUCUUUAGUGCCAGAGACGGACAGCCCUACGGAGCCUUGGGCUUCUGUGAUGAAGUGUUUGUUCCACAAGGGCAGCAGAGCUUCACUAUGGAUCCCCACAGAAAAGUGCCUUUGAUGAACGGUCAGAUGGGCCCUCCUGUUCGUCCCCAGAUGAGCCAGGCGCCCAUGGCCCGCCACCCCUCCAGAGAGCAACUCAUCGAUUAUUUAAUGCUCAAAGUUUCCCAGCAGUCCCAGGGGCCUCCUCGCCUUCCCCACGAUGCACUGCAGCAAGAGCUCCGUGUGAAAGUGGAGAAGAAUCCAGAGCUGGGGUUUAGUAUAUCAGGAGGAGUAGGAGGCCGGGGAAACCCCUUUCGUCCAGAUGAUAAUGGUAUAUUUGUGACAAGGGUUCAACCCGAAGGACCAGCAUCCAAGAUUCUUCAGCCUGGAGAUAAAAUAAUCCAGGCAAAUGGCUACAGCUUUGUGAAUAUCGAUCACGGGAACGCAGUGUCCCUCCUGAAGACAUUUCCAAGCACUGUGGAUUUGAUUAUUGUAAGAGAAAUGCAAGCAUAGACUCUUGUGAGACUGACCUCCAAAGGGGAGGGAGAAGAAAAGAAAACAGAGAAAAUUAUGUGAACUCUUAUUUUUGUACACAAACAGAGACUGGUCUGUUGAUACACGUUGGGACUAUUUAUAGUAGCAAUCUUCAGAGCCUUGAUUCAAUGGGGAAAACCACUGAAUGUAGUGGAUCAACGAGAGACAGACGCAAACAUCUGCAAGUACGAGUCCUCAAAAGGCCAUCACUGUGGUAUAUAUAUUUUUAUACAAAAGAAGCUGAAGGUGUGACCUGCUCUGAUGCAAAUAGUAACUGUGGUCUCUGUACAGAUCAUCUUUUUUUUUUUUUAAUCCAAAACUCAUCCACCCAUUAUCACUUGGUUUUACUUCCACAGAUGGAUGGACAUGAAUCUGACCACUAGAGGGCAGUGUUCCCUCCUCUUUAAUCCAAUUUGCCUUUUUAUUUUCUUCGUCUUUUAAUUUCAGAUGUUGAAACUUUCUGGUCUGCCAAUGCGAUCUUUUACGGAGGACAGUGUUACGUGCUUUUCAUGCGAAGACGAAUGUAGAUCAUGGUGGUGUUUGAUUUUUGUUGUUUUUUUUUGGUUUUCCGGAGAGAUUUUGUCUCAUCCUCGUGAAAGAUCCAAGAGUUGAGAAGAGGAAAUCAUCCACCCCCACCCCCCCACCCGCUUCUAUAAACCCGCAAGCACGUCCGGUCUUCAGUUCAUCCCAAAUAUCUUCACGGCAUCUGCGCGGCAUAUCACCUAAACCUGCGAAUCACAACAAGAAAAGCAUCUGCACGUGAUCAUAUGAUGAGACUGGGAGAACAGAAUGGAAACUCAAAUAUUGGAGAAAUGUGAGAGGAUGACAGAUGCAGCGUGUAUUUGUUUGGCCUUAAUCAGAAGCUUUUUGUUUUUAACCAGAGAAAGAAGUGGUGGUUGUGCUAGUUAACCAAAGCAAGUUUGGGAAAUUGUGGACAGAAAGCAAAUGAAAGAGAUUACAUAAGAAAGCUGUUAUGAUGUGAACAGGUCAGAAAUUCACUUUUUUUUUUUUUUUUUUUUUUUUUUAAGGGCUUCAUCUUUCAGGCGGCCGCUGAAACGACUAUAAUGCGAGGGUUUCAACAUCUUUUGUGUUGUUGUUUUUUUUUUAACAUAGGAGAUGACCACAGUUUGCCUUUGCGUCUAUAACAACGUUUUAUCAUGCUUUUUACUCAUCACUUCGGAGCACUGUCUUAGUUUUAUUUUGUCUUUGCUGUACAGAGAAUCAGAGAGACGGGAGGAACAAAGUUAAGUGCCAUAGACCUUGAACUGUUUGAAAAGGGGAGGAACCUUUGACCCCAGCAUCCAAGCAAUACUCACAUAUUCACAACCCUCCUGAGUACAUUUGCAGCAUAACGGCUUCGAAGCAAUAUUUAAAGCCUUUAUUUUCAUUCAGAAAGACAAAGCAAAACAUCAGAUAGCGUUUUUAAAACACCUUUUAGUAAUCCCGGAUGAUUUUACAUGAUUUUUAUAUUGUGAACAGAAUCUUUUUUUGUAAUGAAACAGCACAGGCAAUAUACAAGAGUAGUGCUUUAGAAAAAAAAGAAAAAAAAAAUGUUUCUCUGCAUUGUGUUAAAGUGAAUGUUUGUGUCACUUUGCCCGAGGGUUAUCACUGAGUCUGUCGCUUAGAAUCUCACAGCUCCUGAUGUUCAUCCAGUUUAUGGCAUCCAAACUGCAUCUCAGAACUUGUCGAGGUAGAAGUGUUUGCAGAUGCAACGUUAGAUGCAUUUGAUGAGUCAUCCUGUUAAUAUUCAUUCACAAAAAAAAAAAAAAAGAGCAAAGCGAGUGAGACGUGUUUCCAAAAUACAUGGAAAUGAUACAAGUAAAUGAAAUCCCCUAUGAAUUUCAGCUGUAAGUCUAAUGGUGCAGCAAAUAACUGCAUUUUCUCUUUCGGCUAAAGGCAUUCCCUCCACAUGCGCAGUCGACUGCACUGCUCAUGUGUCUAAUUAUGUCUGACCCAUAUUUUAUGCUAGCGGCACUGUCGAACCAAAAUGAAAACACUGUGGAAAUUCCUACAUUUUUAUCCCUUUAACAAUAUUGGUAGUUGUGUUUUUGUUAAAGGUAGACGUUUUAACUGAAGCUGAGCCCUUCAUUUUUAGACCGAAGCUGAGAAAGCUCAAAUUGGUCCAUUGUAUUCACACAUGACAAAAAAAACAAAAAAACAAAAACAUGUUUUUCUUAAAUUUUUCACAGAACAUGUUCUAUUUUAAACACAUGAAAUUGUUGUUUAUAUGACUUGUAUUCAUUUUUUUUUGUUUGUGAUUUCUGUUGACUUUUUAAGACUAGGGGUUUAAAAACAAACAAGUUUGGGGUAACGGUCACUUUAUAUACAUGGCAAAAACAUGCAGUCUGAUAAUGUUGACAAUCUAGGGAGAUAAAAACAUGUCACGUUUUCUUCAUCCAUGUCAGUCUGUCUCUUAUGCUCCCACGUUGUUAUUUAUUUAGCAGUCUUAUGUGGAUUUUAGAUGUUACUAAUCAAAUUGUAAAUACUCUAAAAAUCAAGAAAAGAAAUAAUAACAGCAUUAGUGACUUGCGAUUGUAAAACCAGCAAUAAAUUGCAAUGCAGAGGCACCCAUUUUAAUGUAUAGCUAGCGUUUCUAAGGUUUCUCUGACAACAGCCACAGUGAGAUGAUGAUUGAUAUGCAUUUACCCAACAUUCCAGAUUUUGUACAUAAUUAUCUGUUUCUGAAGUAACCUGUGGAAAAUAAACUAAUGCUCUUUAA
Molecule: messenger RNA, 7690 nt
Organism: Sphaeramia orbicularis (orbiculate cardinalfish)
Lineage: Eukaryota; Metazoa; Chordata; Actinopteri; Kurtiformes; Apogonidae
Gene: erbin
Product: erbb2 interacting protein
Biological process (GO): cell-cell adhesion; neurotransmitter receptor transport, endosome to postsynaptic membrane; embryo development
Cellular component (GO): postsynaptic membrane; postsynaptic density; basolateral plasma membrane
Molecular function (GO): protein kinase binding
Source: RefSeq, a predicted model, not a curated record